AUGAAGAUGAGGCGAAAGGGCAGCGGCGCCUUAUCAUGGAGUAAACUCGUAGUCGCAGGCCAAGCUCUAGCUCUGCUCUUUGCAGCUUGUCCUCAGGAUUUUGCUGCGGGCAAGCAGAGUUCGCUCAAGUUGCUGCGCGAGCGUGAGGGUCUUGCGCUCAAAGCGAAAGCCGAGAUACUGCCCCUGAGUGAUGAUAGCCAGCUCCUGCUGGCACGAAUUGUCGAUGCAGGGGAACGGGGUGACUGGCAACGCAUUCAACAGAUGUUCUCUGCGUACCAUCAAUCAGAAAUCCAAAUUCACACCGCAGUCAUGCACGCAGCUAUCAUGUGUGGGCAAUACAGCAGGGGGGCCAAGGUUUACGAAUCCCUUUGCGCACUCAACGUGACCAAGACAGCGCCGGCAUACACGCAGGCCCUUAAAAUCUAUGCUCAUCUGGGGCUGCGAGACGUUGUAGAUCGAGUCUGGGCCGAAGCUCAAGCUUGUUGUGAGUUGGACCAGCCCUUGGCAGCAGCACGCAUUGAUGCAGCUGCAUCUGUGGGAGAUGUGCAAACGGCUGCUUUUGUGCUAGACAGGAUGAACAGAAGCGGCGUCAGCGUCAAUAUUGCACACGUCACAUCGGCCAUCCGCGCAUGCUGGGAAACAGAGGGUCACGGUCACAACGCUGCUAGGUUUCUGUACCAGCUGUUGCUCGACUUGGGUCUUAAGCCAAAUGUAGUGACCUUCACAUGUCUCAUUGGAGCUUAUAAGACGGCGCCUCUCGAAGACAUUCUUGCAGCGAUUGCCGACAUGCAAGCGAUGGAUAUUGCGGCGAACACCGCUUUUGUCGAAACUUUUCUGAUCACUGUGCUCCGAAAGCCACGGGAUGGUCGUUGGAGCGUGGCUGACAUCAUCGCCAUGGUGCCUACAUGGCCUUCGGGGCGUGUUGCCGCUGCCAAAUCGGCACUUGAAGACUUCAAGCGCGAGCACAUCCAGCUCUCGCAGCUCAGCCGAAAGAUAGACCUGGCAUUGCAGCAGGUGGAUACAGGCGACGAUGUCUGA
Symbiodinium natans is the source of this 1038-nucleotide messenger RNA. The record is from the annotation of a GenBank genome assembly. NCBI's taxonomy places the organism in Eukaryota, Dinophyceae, Suessiales, Symbiodiniaceae.